AUGCCCGCCCCAUAUCAAGGAUAUCAGCCGGCUAAUGCGCAUGCUGCACCACCUCCAUACGGUCAAGCACCAACACAAUACGCACAAUUCGACUCUCAUGCUGGGGCUUACCGGGGGAACACUAAGACUACGGAAGAUAGCCUCCCAGCCAUGCCUUCCUGGGGCGACGCGCGGGAAACAAGAGUCGAGGAUCACGAACAUAAAAACGACAUGGAGCUGGGAAAUCUACAAAAACCCGCGACGGCGUCCAUGGCCGACUUGUCCCAGUCUCAGCGCCCACAACACACGGCCGUCUCGGACCUGAGCCACGACACGCACACAGGGUACACAGGCCCCGACUUUGGCGCCGGUGCAGGCCGAGCGCAACCACCACCGCAACAUCAGCAAUACACAGGACCUGAUUUCUCGGCGCCCUCACCAGGGGUCCCUCAUACUCAGAACACGGGCUACUCGGCGUACGCACCCAGUGAGAGCACAAGGUAUGAGCCUAGUCACAUGAAUGAGCCGCAAGAAUUAGGGACAACGUAUGAUCACAUCCCGAUGAGCCCACACGGCGGAAACGGACCGCCAACUGCAUUACAAGCCGGAAGAAAGGCUGGUGAGCCGUGGAGGGAGGUAUGA
This is a messenger RNA of Bacidia gigantensis, 621 nucleotides long. RefSeq lists its product as uncharacterized. The transcript has a single exon. Lineage: Eukaryota; Fungi; Ascomycota; Lecanoromycetes; Lecanorales; Ramalinaceae. The coding region runs from base 1 to 621 and encodes 206 amino acids. The record is from RefSeq and is a predicted model, not a curated record.